Molecule: messenger RNA, 267 nt
Organism: Phytophthora sojae
Lineage: Eukaryota; Oomycota; Peronosporomycetes; Peronosporales; Peronosporaceae
Exons: 1
Source: RefSeq, a predicted model, not a curated record
CUCGCCUCCGCCGCCGUCGGACUCGCGAACGCCGACGUUCUGGUUCCAGUGCAAGAUGACGCGGUUUACUCGCUCCCCGAUGAACGGGGCGAGCCCUGCUCCGGCACUGGCGUGGCGCCAUUGGGCUUGGCAUGCCCCCAAAAGGGAGACGUUGCCAUUUCCGACUGCCAUUCCGCGCUGCAGACUUUCGACGGCACAAACUGCGUGGCCAAGGUGGACGCUCAGUGUGCACUUACUUCGCACUCGACCUGGAGGUGCGUGUUUCCC